Molecule: messenger RNA, 2663 nt
Organism: Selaginella moellendorffii
Lineage: Eukaryota; Viridiplantae; Streptophyta; Lycopodiopsida; Selaginellales; Selaginellaceae
Exons: 5
Coding region: 114-2459 (781 amino acids)
Biological process (GO): lipid metabolic process
Molecular function (GO): glycerophospholipid phospholipase A1 activity
Source: RefSeq, a predicted model, not a curated record
AUUUAAAGGGGCAGCAGCGGUCUCCAUCGAUCGAUCGUAGCAUCUCGAUCCAAACGAGUGGGAUGCGUGUAAGCCUGUGAGGGUUGUGGAUCGAUCGAUCAGUGCGGUCGAUCAUGGAUUCUCUGCUCGGCAAGUCGAUUCUCGCGGCAUUUCCUCGAUCGCGAUCGCAGGCGCUGGCGGAUGCCGCGGCUCGGCCUUGCGCGGCGAAGGUGAGCAAUGGCCAGCAGCCGGCAUCGACGUCGUCCAGUGCUACGAAUUCUGGAACGCUGCCGCUUCCGCCACGGUCUUCACUCCCCGGCCCGUUGAAAUUUCUAUGGUUUUCCAAGAAUCAGGGUGAAAUCUCGCCCAGCGAUCCAUUCUCGGUUGCCGAAUCGCUGGAGACCAGCAAUGCGAGCGGCGAGCUGCUGGUGGGAUCGGACGCUGCCGACGAAAAAGUGAUCGAUCCAAACGGUAGGUCUUGGGCUCAGAAUAUUUGGGGAUUGCGGGCUUUGAUGGGGAGAAGCUCCAUCGCGCAAGAAGAAUCUGGAAGCGUGAUGGUUGAGGACGACACCGCCAUUCCACCGCCAUCGUUACCGCCAAGGCAAGGUAUUCCAGAAUCCGAAAGUGGAAAUUUAGAGCAAGAGAGAGCAGGGGCUCAAUCGUGUCUGGAAUGCGAGGUGGAUGGCUGCUCGAUUGAAAGCUCUUCGAUGCUGGAAGUUCCUCACGUCCAAGUCUCUCACACCAGGGAAUCCUUCUCCAAAUUUUUGCAACCGGUGUCCUUGCGAGAGGCCAGAGUGAUCGCUCGAAUGUCACACCUUUGCAACCUUGCGUAUAGAGUCGGCGACAUCGAGCCCAGUAAUUUACUUCACACCCACGGCUUGGAAUUCAUGACUUCGUCUUUGGUCAAGAAAGAGGAAGCGCUGGCCAAAGAGCAAGCUUCUUCAGUUUCUUCCAAUGAAAGCGAAGAAAGCGAUGGAGGGUCCCCUCGUAUUGGGCAGAGGUUUUCCAUAUCUCCAGCCUCGGCGUAUUCAGUGGCGUCGGCUGUAGCAUCUUACCUUCACUCGCAGACAACGUCGCUCCUUCGCCAUAGAAAAAAAGUUAACGAGGCAGCUGGAGAUGCACUUAAAGAUCAGAGAUUUGGAGCUGUGAAUGGGGACGGGCAGGAGAAGGAGGCGGCGGAUUAUGAGUCGUCAGAGAUGGCUACUUUAAUCGCCUCCUCGCCUGUGACUGCGGUGGUUGCUGCCAAAGAGGGCACAAAGGAUGCAGUGGCCAAAGACUUGCAGUCCCUGCACAACUGCCCGUGUGAGUGGUACUGCUGCGACGACAGGAAGACUUCCACGCUACACUUUGUUAUUCAGGGAUCCGAAUCGCUGGCGUCCUGGCAAGCCAAUUUGUUAUUCGAGCCGACGCACUUCGAGGAUAGUAGCCUUGGUGUCUUCGUUCACAGGGGAAUUUACGAAGCCGCGAAGGGACUUUAUGAGCAGUUGCUGCCUUGCGUCCUCGAGCAUCUACGCUUACAUGGGGACCAAGCACGGCUUUGCUUUACAGGGCACUCUUUAGGAGGCAGCCUUGCUACGCUCGUGUUCCUAAUGCUCCGGAUUCGGGGGGUGGUGCAACGAGAAGCGUUGUUGCCUGUCUUGACUUUCGGCUCGCCAUGCAUCCUGUGUGGCGGCGAUUACCUCCUCGACAAGCUGGGCCUACCAAAAGAUCACAUUCGCUCAGUCAUGCUACACCGCGACAUUGUUCCCAGGACUUUUGCGUGUAACUAUCCCGAUCACGUCGCGGAGAUUCUCAAGAGAUUAAACGGCAACUUUCGGGAUCACCCGUGCCUCAACAACCAGAAAUUACUUUACGCGCCAAUGGGCCAGUUUAUACUCUUGCAACCCAGCGAGGACGUUGCCCCGCCGCAUCCACUGUUACCGCCGGGUCUAGGACUUUACGUGAUGAGGCAUCCGCGGGAAGGGAACUGUAGCAGCAAGGUAGAGUUUAGAGCAGCGCAGCGGGCCUUCCUCAACUCGCCACACCCGCUGGAGAUCUUGAGCGACCCGGGUGCUUACGGCUCCGACGGGGCGAUCUGCAGGGACCAUGAUCCACGGAGCUACAUGAAGUGUAUCACGGGCGCAGUGCGGCAGGAAGCCAAGAGGAGUAGACGAUUGAAGCGGCAGCAGCGGCGGGGACUUUGGUGGCCUCUUAUCACGGCGGAGUUGUCAUCCAUGUUUAGAGACGGUGGUGGUGGUGGUGGUGGUGGACAGGAUAGAACUUUUUUAGUUCCAGGAACCACAACAGCAGGAAGAGGGGCAGUGGUUCUUUCCGGAUCGUCGGCGCCGGGGCCAAGUGUGGUGGCGGCGGAGAGAUUCUACGCGGGUGUUGUUCGUGGGAUCCACGAGCACAGGAGGCAGGGUCAGGUGGUUCUUCUAUUCUUUUUCUCGGUGAAGCUGGCGCUCAUGCAAGGCUUUGCUGCGUUCUUCGCUUGGGUGUAGUCGAGGUCGAGGACUCCGUUCCGGCGAGCUCCAGAGGAAGAACGGAGGAAGUGUCAUCUUUUUGGAUUGGAAGAAAUUCCAAUCGCGGGGAUAGAACUUCUCUUUUAGGAGAAAUCCAAUCCCUUGGGGAUAGAAACUUUGAGGAGGGCAUUUUUUGUACAAACAUUGGGGUGUAAAUAUUACUGUCGGCAUCGAUUUAUUCUA